Sardina pilchardus (European sardine) is the source of this 1487-nucleotide messenger RNA. It is a transcript of the gene sumf1, whose product is annotated as sulfatase modifying factor 1. Gene Ontology annotation, cellular component: endoplasmic reticulum. The transcript is spliced from 9 exons. The record is from RefSeq and is a predicted model, not a curated record. Lineage: Eukaryota; Metazoa; Chordata; Actinopteri; Clupeiformes; Clupeidae. The coding region runs from base 72 to 1190 and encodes 372 amino acids.
CCGCAAUCAUGGCGCCGUCUUCAGAAUCUAUGUUAAAAACUUGUAAUGUUUUGUGAAGUUUAAACGAUACAAUGUUGUUUGUAAAUUGCAUUUUCCUGCUAUUUAUGUCUGUCCCAGCCGCGUAUUGCGAAACUGAACAGCCCAGUUUUGCUUCGAAUUCAGAAUCUGCGAAAAUAACAACAGAAACGGGACGUUCGAGUUGUGGCUGUGAUGCAUUAAAAAGGGAUGUUGGUGUCGAUAUUGGCGAGGAAGCACCUUUGCAUCUUGAAGACCCCGCAGCAAAAUAUUCUAAAGAGGCCAAUAAAGAAAAGGAUGACCAUUCUAAUGAGCAAGACAUUCGCAGCAAGAUGGUGCUACUUGAUUCAUCUUGGUUCUUCAUGGGCACCGAUGACCCAGCUAUUCCACCUGAUGGAGAAGGCCCCCAAAGGCGGGUGUGGGUUGACUCUUUCUUCAUCGAAGAACAUGAGGUCACCAACCAACAGUUCCAACAUUUCAUCAACCAAACUGGCUAUGUCACAGAGGCUGAGCGUUUUGGAGAUUCCUUUGUGUUUGAAGAAAUGUUGACUGAAGAGUUGAAAAGCACAAUUGCACAAGCGGUGGCUGCUGCCCCCUGGUGGUUGCCAGUGAAGGGCGCGAGCUGGAGACACCCUGAGGGUCCAGGUUCAUCCAUUUCAGACAGGCUGAAUCACCCUGUUUUGCACACGUCAUGGAAUGACGCCCAGGCCUACUGUAAGUGGGCCAAGCGCAGGUUGCCCACUGAAGCUGAAUGGGAAUAUGCCUGUAGGGGAGGAUUACAGGACAGACUGUACCCUUGGGGAAAUAAACUGCUGCCGAAAGGAGAACACUUUGCUAACCUGUGGCAAGGUGACUUCCCUCUUAAGAACACAGGAGACGAUGGCUACGUUGGCACCUCCCCGGUGAUGUCAUUUCCUGCUAAUGGUUAUGGUCUGUAUGAAAUGGUGGGAAAUGCGUGGGAGUGGACUGCCGACUGGUGGACUGUACAUCACACACCAGAGGAGAAACGCAAUCCGACAGGACCAGCCUCAGGUACAGACCGAGUGAAGAAAGGAGGCUCAUACAUGUGUCACAAGUCUUACUGUUACAGAUACAGAUGUGCUGCCCGCAGCCAGAACACUCCUGACAGCUCGGCCUCCAACCUGGGCUUCCGCUGUGUGGGGAGCCCUGUCUGAACUCUUCCCCCCCGCUCAGAGAGCGCUCGCCAGCUAACGAACCUCAGGUGCCCAGGCCCAUGCAGAGGGUCUCUCUGUUGGAAUGGCAGAGGUCAUGCUGUCUCAAAGCAUGCUGGUAAGCACAGAGGAGACUCUGGACAAGGAGGGUAUUGCAUGUCCAAAAACUUCAGAUAACAGAAGCACCUUGGAGGGGAAAAUACUUUUUCGGGGGGAUACAGGAUAAUGUCCUGUAAUGUACAGGAUAAGAUGUUUUCAAUGUGUGUCUUCAGUUUAUGGGUAAACCCUUAACCCCAAAUU